This is a messenger RNA of Aspergillus sclerotioniger CBS 115572, 1977 nucleotides long. RefSeq lists its product as uncharacterized. The transcript is spliced from 3 exons. Lineage: Eukaryota; Fungi; Ascomycota; Eurotiomycetes; Eurotiales; Aspergillaceae. Bases 1 to 1977 code for a protein of 658 amino acids. The record is from RefSeq and is a predicted model, not a curated record.
AUGGCUUACAAUGGUUUUCCCAACAGUCCCCCUUACUCGCAGUUUGGAACUAUGAACCAUGUCAACCCAAAUGAAAACCGUGCCUCGUCUUACACCCCGCCUUACCCUUCGCAAUAUGGGCCCGAGCAGAUCAAUAUGCCUCAGCCCCAAGCCCCUCCGACAUCCUCUUCCCCGGCGGGUUACUAUCCGAAGCCUUCUUAUGAAUCAGCUCCAUGGCAGCAGCAGCAGCAACAACCGCAUACUGGAAGGAUCAACGAGGCUGUGAAUUCAGCCUUCCAUCAGGCUGACAAGCCAGACUACCUGUCUCCGGAGGUCGUUUCCCAGAUAACUGCGACAGUGAUACAACAGCUGAAGGCGACGGGAUUGGACAACUUGCAAAACGAUCAAGUGCCGUCGUCACAGCCCCCGCCACAAUGGGCUCCUCCAGGCUCUACAUAUGGCGAACCGAUGCACUCCCCCGUGAGGCCCCAAAACACCCCUCCUCCACCGCCUAAAAUUCCCCCGGGAGAAACGGACUAUCAGGCACCUGUGCCGCCCCCCGUACAUCCCAGCAGCCCCCAUUUAUUUCCCGGAUCAUCCUUGGGACAGUCAGCGGAGAGGCACGGGUCACCAGCAAGCCAGCUCAGCCAUCAGAGCCAGAAUAUGGAGUCUCGACCAAAGCCACCAUCAAGGGAAGAUACAGUAACGGAGAUGACAACGCUGGAAAAGAUCUGGGGCAAGCUCUUCGAAGACGGGAAGCCAACAGAAAGGCUUGGCCAGUUCUUGCGAGGGGUCGCAGUCCACCUUAUUGAGGACUAUCCGCCGGGAAACACUCUGGUCGUAGUUCCGGGAAAAUUGCAAAAGUUUUAUGAAGAUACAAGUGUGUCAUCAGAUCUUUACCCUUGGCAAGACAUUUUUGACGAUCAAACCUCAUCAAUAUCGAGAUUGUUCCGAGAGCUAGAAGCAGAGCACCAUCUUGUGCAAGAAAGGUUGAGCGAGCGACCUGACACCCCAGGCCUGACUCCCCGCGGCUUCGAGCGUUGGGCAACCUUGAUGAUCCAGGCCCAUCCCGAGAAAGAGUACGAGCGCUUCCAAAAAGCGGUGUUGAACAUGCCCAUCAGCAACCCCGACAAAAGGAGCGAAAGGUUUCCCAAGGAGAUACCCCGGCGAUUGUUCCCUGACACGCCCAAUCUCUCAUUGAGGGAAGAGAUUGAUCAACACAUCAUCAAACAUUGUGCCGUUGACUUGCCUCCGAUCACCAAGGAGGAAUUGAAACAGGCCGCUGCACAACGCCACAGAGAAGCUGCACACAAGGCAUCGGUGAGCUCUGUUGACUCGACUCCUUCGGUGGGAGAGCGCGAACGUCAGCCCUACCAUAGUACAUCCUCUUCUGCUGUCGUCGACGACGACGACGACACAGAGGCGCCGUCACGUCCCAUUGAACGCCAGAGGAAACCGUACACGGCGCAGCCUGGAGGCGGCAAAGUCUAUGAGGAGCCUGGUACGCCCAGCCAUCGACAUGCCAACUCGAUGUCCGCAGGCGCUGGCCCUCGGGAUGGACCGACUACGAUGGGACCACGAACUUCCGAGGCAUACAGCCAGGAUCCUUACUACCCUCGUACAGGCACCAGUAACUCGCAGCGUCCCGCGACUACUUACAGACGAUCACCCAGUCCCUCACGGGGAGGUCAUGCAGGUGGUGACUACAGACACUCCGAGAGCGAUCUCCUAGGCCACGGCGGUAGCUCUCGGUAUCAGGGGGUCUCAGACGGUGACUAUUACUACACUUCCACUGCAUCUACCCUUCCGGGCGACAUUAUCGAAGACCGGCGCAGGUAUCACGACCUUGGCCAUGACCAUGAUGACCCAAGGCUAUACGACUCGCUUCGUGACCGAGACAACGAGCGAGAAAAGCUCAAACGAAGCAGUUGGGGCGGUGCCGAGGACUACUAUCGCGGGGCCACCGGCUACGAAUACAAGCCAUAUGGUUAUAGGUGA